This is a messenger RNA of Nerophis lumbriciformis (worm pipefish), 1134 nucleotides long. The record is from RefSeq and is a predicted model, not a curated record. NCBI's taxonomy places the organism in Eukaryota, Metazoa, Chordata, Actinopteri, Syngnathiformes, Syngnathidae.
AUGUAUACGGUACCAGACGACGACGCCACCUGUGGCUGGAACGAGGCCCUCGAGACGCCUCCCGAGGCGCGCCGAUGGGUCGGUGACGAGCGCGCGGAUUGUGUGGUCGUCGGCGCCGGCUACACCGGUUUGGCCACUGCUCGCCGGCUUGCCGAGUUACGCCCUGAGUGGCGCAUCGUGGUGCUCGAAGCGCAGCGGGUCGGUAGCGGAGCCUCGGGACGCAACUCGGGGUUCGUCGUCGACCUGGUCGAGGCCACGGUGCGGCUCGAUCGGCCACGCCAGGCGGGCUACAUCCGGCUUGCCCGAGCCGGCAUCGAGCAGCUGCGAGAGCUGACUCGGGACGGCAAGAUCGACUGCGACUGGGACGAGUCCGGCUGGAUCCGCGCCGCCGCCGGUCAGCGGGGCCGGCGCGCGCUGGAAGGCAUGAGGCCGCACCUCGACAAUCACGACGUGCCCUACGAGAUCCUCGACGCCGACGCCUUGGCGGCGACCACCGGCUCGGCCUUCUACCGCUACGGGAUGAGAUUCCCGGGCUCUCCCCAAGUGCAGCCCGCGGCGUUGGUGCGGGGCCUCGCCGACCAGCUGCCGGCGAGCGUCGAGCUCUACGAGGAGUCGCCGGUGGUCGACAUCGAUCGGCAGAGCCCCAUUCGAGUGACCACCACCGGUGGUUCGGUGGUCGCUGAUCGGGUUUUUCUGGGGACCAAUGGCUAUACCCCGGCGUUGGGUUUCUUACAACGAAGAAUUUUCCCGCUCUAUGCCUUCGGUAGCUUCAGCCGGGUGCUGAGUCAGGCAGAACAAGAGCGGCUCGGCGGCGAGCGGGAGUGGGGCAUCCUCGGCCUCGAUCCGAUGGGGUCGACGGUCCGGCGGACCCGGGAUCAGCGGUUAUUCAUUCGCAAUAGUCUCUUUUACACGAAGAAGUUUCGGGUCGGAGAGGUCGAGCUGGAGCGGGCUCGGGCGAAUCAUCGGAAGGGUUUUCUCAGCCGCUUCCCAGAGCUCGGCGAGAUCGAGCUGAAUCUCACUUGGAGUGGCUUGCUGGGCAACUACUUACAACUUCCAGAUCCAUUUCGGCGAGCUGCGCCGCAAUGUCUUCGCCACCGGUGGCUAUACCGGGGCCGGGAUCUCGAUGGGCACUAG